Messenger RNA from Syngnathus acus (greater pipefish), 2060 nucleotides. RefSeq names its product RAB3D, member RAS oncogene family, b (gene rab3db). Gene Ontology annotation, cellular component: plasma membrane; endosome; synaptic vesicle. The record is from RefSeq and is a predicted model, not a curated record. Gene Ontology annotation, molecular function: GTPase activity; GTP binding. NCBI's taxonomy places the organism in Eukaryota, Metazoa, Chordata, Actinopteri, Syngnathiformes, Syngnathidae. The transcript has 5 exons. Bases 306 to 980 code for a protein of 224 amino acids. Gene Ontology annotation, biological process: regulation of exocytosis; protein secretion; protein localization to plasma membrane.
AGUCGUGUUAAGAAACUCCAAGGCGGGUACUGUCUGUUUUGGAUCAUGCGCGUUCACGUGCGUAUGCAGAGUGGAGCUUCGCACACGCGCUCGCUCACAAACAGCCUCAGGUGGCGGCUGACUUGGCUGGCUGACGGUUGCUUCACUUUCUGCACCAACCGUCACACACGCACACUGACAAGGAGCUCCAGCAGCUGGAAUCCGGGAGCCAAAGCACUCUUCCCCGGGUAGAGGACGACUUUUGAGGGGGGUUCACUUUACCACGACAUCUCGCCCAACAGUGGUGGGAAGAUAGGAACUUCCGUAUGAAGAUGGCGUCAAACGACUCCCGCCUCCAACAGCCGCCGUCCCAGAAGGAUGCGGCCGACCAGAACUUUGACUACAUGUUCAAACUGCUGAUCAUCGGCAACAGCAGUGUUGGGAAAACCUCGUUCCUGUUCCGCUACGCGGACGACUCCUUCACCUCAGCGUUUGUCAGCACCGUAGGAAUUGAUUUCAAAGUCAAAACAGUCUUCCGCAAUGACAAAAGGAUCAAACUGCAGAUCUGGGACACAGCCGGGCAAGAGCGUUAUCGUACUAUCACCACAGCCUACUACAGAGGUGCCAUGGGCUUCCUGCUCAUGUAUGACAUCACUAACCAGGACUCCUUCAAUGCAGUUCAAGACUGGGCGACACAGAUUAAAACAUACUCUUGGGACAAUGCUCAGGUGAUCCUAAUCGGUAACAAGUGUGACCUCGAGGAUGACCGGCUCAUACCGACAGAAGAUGGCCAACGUCUGGCGGAGGAUCUUGGUUUCCAGUUCUUCGAGGCCAGUGCGAAGGACAACAUCAACGUCAAGCAGGUGUUUGAGCGCUUAGUGGAUGUCAUCUGUGAGAAGAUGAACGAGAGCAAUGAGGGAGACUUAAGCUUAAUGCCCAACCACAGGAAUCAGGGCCUGACAGACUCGUCCUCCGACGGUCAAGGGAACUGUGCUUGCUAAACCGCACACACACACACACACACACACAGGAGUGAUAAUCUUCUUUCUCUGUGCCUCAACUCUGGGAAUCGCUGCUCUUCUUCUGUUCACUGUAGCCCCGCCCACCACAAUAGGCAAAAAGCUGAGAUAAUCAUUUCACUGUUAGACUCUCUCUUGCCUCCCCAGGAAAGGCCUCAAGGCUCAUUUAAGUGGAGUGAUAAUAUUAGAUAACAUCCCCAUACUCUCCCUUCUUUUUGGAUUUCAUGAAAUUGUGCAGGUGUACCUAAUGUAGUGUCCAGUCAGUGGAUUUGUGAUUCGCCUUUAGCUUACCUGUUUUUUUAUUUUCACUUUUGUAAAAAAAAAAAAAAGCCAGUUGAUUAUUUCAUUAGGACAUUGCACCAAAGAUGAAACGAAUCUCAAUCGUGUGAUUUUUAGUUAUCAUAUAUCGAAAGACCUGUCAGAUGAAUUCAUCUUGUCCCUUUUGAUUCUUGGGAUAUUUUCUCCAAUGUGAGACAAAGAGCCUGUUGAUCCAUGUGAGGAAGUCGUUUUACAUUUUUUACCACUGACUUACCGUUGGCUGAUUCAUAAAUCAAGUGUCAACUUGUGUGUGUUCAAAUGUGCAACGAUCUCACCCCAGAAAAGGAAAUGCAUGUUCUUAUAAGAGAUUGAUAUCACAACUAUUUUUUUCUGCCGACUGUUGCUGGUUCACAUAAAAUACACUAACUCGUUCCUCCAUUGUAUUUGCUCUCAUUGGAUUGUACUGUUUUACCUACCAGGGGGAUUUGAACUGUUUUAUGAUGUUGACAACCAAACAUUGAAAGGUUAAACCUUCAAAUUAAUUUGAAAAACAUUCAUCUUCAUUGUUAUGCAUACCAAUGUCUGUCUGUCUGUCUGUCAGCAAGUGAAAGCAACACUUUCUGGUUUAGUUAGUCAUGAUGCUAUCACUAGCUUAUGUAGCACACAAUUGGCUUGUAUUCAACCAUAUAUAUUGUAUAUGAUCAUAUUAAUGUCCAACUUUGUCUUUAGUUGCUCCUGUGUCCCGUACUCAUAACAUGCACUUAUGUAUGAUGGAUAUAAUAUAAAUGAUACAAAGUUCAAACA